GUUCUAGCUCUUCAAAGAAAUUCCCAGGGAAAGUUGGCAAAGAAGAUGGAACUAAAAUCACACCUAAGAACUUUAAGAAAAGUGCCACAAAACCUGGCAAAAAGGGCAUCAAACAAUUCAAGAAUAAACAGCAAGGAGACAAAGGACCAAAGAACAAAUUGCAGCAAGCAAAUAAACUCAACAGGAAGAGAAAAUUCCAGGCAGAUGGUAAAAGUGAUGAAUCUGCAGCCAAGAAACCCAAAUGGGAUGACUUCAAAAAGAAGAAGAAAGAGCUGAAGCAGAGCAGGCAGCUCAGUGACAGAACCAAUUACGAUGUUGUCAUUCGUGCAAAGCAGAUUUGGGAACUCUUAAGAAGAAAAGAUUGUGACAAAGAAAAAAGAGUGAAGUUGAUGAAUGACUUGCAGAAGUUGAUUCAAGGGAAAAUUAAAACU
Molecule: messenger RNA, 431 nt
Organism: Dipodomys ordii (Ord's kangaroo rat)
Lineage: Eukaryota; Metazoa; Chordata; Mammalia; Rodentia; Heteromyidae
Product: pumilio domain-containing protein KIAA0020-like
Exons: 3
Biological process (GO): regulation of translation
Cellular component (GO): nucleolus
Molecular function (GO): mRNA binding
Source: RefSeq, a predicted model, not a curated record